Molecule: messenger RNA, 727 nt
Organism: Cannabis sativa
Lineage: Eukaryota; Viridiplantae; Streptophyta; Magnoliopsida; Rosales; Cannabaceae
Exons: 4
Coding region: 92-727 (211 amino acids)
Source: RefSeq, a predicted model, not a curated record
AGAGAAGAUAGUGGAACAUCUUGAUUCCACUAAAUCUUAUGAGAAAUUCAUUGCAGAGGUACUUGACAAGACUCAUAUUUCUCUUCAGGCCAUGUUCUUGGAAUAUAUGAGAGUAAAAGGUAAAAAUGAGUUUGUGAGGGUUCCUGUCAACCCAUCCUUAUUCUACCGAGUUCACAUCUACAUAACUUCCGCAGAUGUCAUACAAGUGGCCACCCAAGAUGAACUUACGGGUUCAGCUAUGUUAUUUGGACUAAGCAAGCAUUGGAUGUUGAUUAUAGCAAUGACAUCGGGAAGAGUUGUAUUCUUAAACCCGCUUAAAUCUAAAAUCCCGUCAGACAUUGCUCAGAUGAUAAAGGCUGCAUAUGCAAAUAUUAGUUCAAAUGCUAUUGUAUUUGGCAAAAAUGGACCGGAGAUAUGGACCUUUGCUUGUCCAAAGCAACCAUACAAUUACGAAUGUGGUUCCUAUGUACUAACUUACAUUCGUGAUAUGCUUCAACAUUCAAAUCCUAUUACAGCCAUAAAAACAAAAAAUUUUCCGCUCCAAAGCGAGGUCCACCAUGCUUCCAUUCUUAAUGAAUCUGACUAUGUUGAUUCUUCCCUUAUAGCCACUGUCGUCUUAUAUUUGCUUUUCACCGUAUACUCACUAUUUUUGCUAAAGUGCCACGGUAUUUAUCUUCAAGAGUGGUGGAACAAAAGGCCCACAAAUAUCAUUAUUCGUAAGCUCUAA